Messenger RNA from Tilletiopsis washingtonensis, 1734 nucleotides. RefSeq lists its product as hypothetical. Bases 272 to 1561 code for a protein of 429 amino acids. The record is from RefSeq and is a predicted model, not a curated record. NCBI's taxonomy places the organism in Eukaryota, Fungi, Basidiomycota, Exobasidiomycetes, Entylomatales. The transcript is spliced from 6 exons.
GCCGCGGGCCGCGGCACUUCGCUGGGCCGCGCGGAUCGACGGGGUGAGGUGAGAUGCGCGGCGAGGUGCGCGCACCGCCCGCUGCCCUCGUGCUGCAUCCUGCCUCCGCAGCCACUCUCAGGCCGUGCCUGCUCUGCCGGCCCGUCCGGUCUGGCGGAGCACCGAGUGUCCAGAUAGCGUCCUUCUUUUGGGCUCCCGCGCAGUCAAAGCGAGGAACGAGGUGCUGCGAGAGAGCGCCGCGGCGCGCGCGCAGCAUGAAAGACGCCGCGUCAUGCUGCUGCUGCUGACCUCCCGAGACCUCGCGCUCGCGCUCAAUCAGAUCCUGUCGCCCGCACCCUUGUUUCUUCCUCACCCCCACCACCUCCUCACCCCGCCCUACCCCGCAUUUCCCGACCGCACACUCCAGUCCCACCCCUGUCGUUCGCCCUCUGCGGCAGAAGCAGCACCCCCUUCGCUCUCGCCUCUCCGACGCUACUCCGACGGCGCCGCGUCAGAACACGCCGCGCGCGCUCGCCCUUCGCAGCUGCCCGCCAUGCAGCAGCCGCACGACGGCAACUAUGGCUACGGCACCCCCAGCAUGGGCAUGUACCCCAACGGACAGCAGCAGGCCAGCCCGCUGGGCGCGUACAGCUUCCCGGCCGCGCCUGUAGACUUCUACGGCGCCGGCGGCAGCAGCAACGGCGGCCCCUCGGCGCCGUACAUGCCUCAGUCGUCCUCGUCGCAGUCUCCUGUGUAUCCGUCGAACGGGCGCCCGCUCGCCUCUCCCGAGCAAGGGUCGACUGACGGCAACGGCUCGCCCACGGCGCCGAAGCCGUCGGCGGCGAAGCGCAGCAGCGGCGCCAAGAAGAAGAGCAGCAAGGCGUCGGCAGCUGACGCUGCAGCGGCGGCAGCAGCAGCUCAGGCAGAGGAAGAGCACGACGAUGAGGCGGACGGCAAGCGCCGGCGGGUGCAGCGAGCCUGCGACAGCUGUCGCAAGAAGAAGUGCGACGUACGGGCACGAGUGUACCUUUGUGGAUGCAGCAAAACGCCGCGCUCCGCCUCGCAGCUACUGCGACGCGCUCGAGGCGCGCAUGGAGCGCAUGGAGCAGGUGCUUGCUCAGCUCGCGCCGGGUGUCGACUUCACCGACCGCAUCGGUCCGAUGCCCCGCCUGCCGGGCGAGGAAGGCGACGAGAAGCCGGCCUCGGCGGGAGUGCAGCCACAAGGCGCCAUACUGCCCGUCUCCGUCGCACUUGGCGCCCGAGACGCAAGCGCAGGGCCACGAGACCCUGCCGCGGCGCGCGCGCUCAACGGGCUCAAGAGCGAGGACGAGGACGACGAGGACGAAGAGGAGAACGAGGACAUCGCAUACAUCUCGCAGCAGUUCACCCCGGCAUCCAACAGAUCGCGCACCGGCACCGCGCUGCAGGUGGACUCCUGCCCGGCGAUCAGCAUCGCGUCCGGACCGCUCAGCUGGGCCGACGCCAAGUUCAUCGGCCGCGGCGGACAGGUCGGGCCGAACGGCGCCCCCGUGUCGGACGGCAGCGCCUUUCUCGGCAAGGCGUCGGACUUCCACCUCAUUGAGCUGCUCGACCGCAUCACCUUCAAAACGAUGCGAACUGGAACGAGACGGACGAGGACCUCUUCUGGCCAGAGCCCGACCUCGAGGCGCGGCUCAUCGACGCCUACUUUGCGCGGCCGCACCACGACUUCCCAGUGGUCAACGAGCUGCAGUUCCGCAAGGACCACGCGGGGCC